ACGCGGGGAUCCGCGCUGUGGCGCUUGUCUUCUGGGUGUGGUGAGAGCUGGCUGGCAGAGGAAAAGAUGCUAGAACCAGAGGAGAAUGGAUUGAUUGAUGUACCAGAUUAUGAGCAUGUAGAAGAUGAAAUUUUUCCUCCUUUCCCGCCUCCAGCCUCUCCAGAGAGACAAGAUGGUGAAGGAGCUGAGCCCGAUGAAGAGUCAGGAAGUGGAGCACCUGUUCCUGUACCUCCAAAGAGAACAGUUAAAAGAAAUAUACCCAAGUUGGAUGCUCAGAGAUUAAUUUCAGAGAGAGGACUUCCAGCCUUAAGGCAUGUAUUUGAUAAGGCAAAAUUCAAAGGUAAAGGUCAUGAGGCUGAAGACUUGAAGACACUAAUCAGACACAUGGAGCACUGGGCACAUAGACUAUUCCCUAAACUGCAGUUUGAGGAUUUUAUUGAGAGAGUUGAAUACCUGGGAAGUAAAAAGGAAGUUCAGACAUGUUUAAAACGAAUUCGACUUGAUCUUCCUAUUUUACAUGAAGAUUUUGUUAGUAAUAAUGGUGAAGUUAUGGAAAAUAAUGAACAUGAUGCAACUGCUAGUGAAUUAGAUCCCUUUUUGACAAACUCAUCUGAAAGUGAGAUGUUUGCUUCUGAAUCAAGUAAAAGCCUAACAGAAGAGCAGCAACAAAGAAUUGAGAGAAAUAAACAGCUGGCCUUGGAAAGAAGGCAGGCAAAGCUGCUGAGUAAUAGUCAGUCCCUAGGAAAUGAUACAUUAAUGAACAUACCCAGGGCACAGACAGUUGAAGAGCUUAAUACGGAUGAGGAUCAAAAGGAGGAGUCAAAUGGAUUAAAAGAAGACAUUGUAGACAAUUCAUGUAAUCAUACUAAUACUUUAAAUGCAGAGGAGGAAUUAAAAUUAGGGGAAACACUCCUGGACCAAUCUUAAAAAUGUGCAACAGUAACUUGAUGCUUCAUCCAGAAAUACUGCUGAAGCUGGUUAGGUUUCCAUUAAGAGAAAAUGUGUCUGUUAACUCACCAUCCUGCAAGCUUGGUGUUACUAUGCAUUUUUCUUCUUUGAGUGAAAAUCCUUAGGUAGUAAAACAUUUUUACAGAUUAUUGUUUAAAAUCUCGUAAUCUGGUAUUUGUUUAUAAUUAUGCUUGUCCCUUUAGUUAAA
Messenger RNA from Saimiri boliviensis boliviensis (Bolivian squirrel monkey), 1156 nucleotides. It is a transcript of the gene TIPIN, whose product is annotated as TIMELESS interacting protein. Gene Ontology annotation, biological process: DNA replication checkpoint signaling; DNA damage response; replication fork arrest. NCBI's taxonomy places the organism in Eukaryota, Metazoa, Chordata, Mammalia, Primates, Cebidae. Gene Ontology annotation, cellular component: nucleus; replication fork protection complex. Gene Ontology annotation, molecular function: DNA binding. The record is from RefSeq and is a predicted model, not a curated record.